AUGGAGCGCGCUGGGACGCGGGGACAGCGCGGUGGCCGGCGCCUGCAUGGGCUCCCGCUCGCAUUCCGGCUGGCGCUGCUGCUGGCUGGGUCGCCGUCGGGCCGCGCUGGGGCUCCCGAGACGCAGGAGCCCGCAGCGUCCGGCACCGUGGCCCCGGAGGGAGGCGACCGCUGCCGGGGCUACUACGACGUGAUGGGCCAGUGGGACCCGCCCUUCAACUGCAGUUCGGGUGUCUACAGCUUCUGCUGCGGCACGUGCGGCUACCGCUUCUGCUGCCACGACGGCCCGCGCCGCCUGGACCAGAGCCGCUGUUCUAACUACGACACGCCAGCCUGGGUGCAGACUGGCCGGCCGCCCGCCCGUGCCCGAGACACUGCCGCCCCGCGCGAUCCGGCCCGCGAGCGCAGCCACACUGCGGUCUACGCGGUGUGCGGUGUCGCCGCGCUACUUGUGCUAGUUGGCAUCGGGGCACGCCUGGGCCUGGAGAGAGCGCACAGCCCGCGCGCUCGGCGCACGGUGACCAGGACACUAACAGAGCUUCUCAAACAGCCAAGCUCCCAGGAACCACUGCCUCCACCUCUGGGCCCACCCCUGGGUAACUGUGUCCAGGUCCAAAUGGGUGAUGGUGUUCUUCGGGGUUCCCCUCACAACAGCACAGACAAGAAACGCCUCAAUAAUGCGCCUCUGGGAUCUGCCACCCCGGGACCCCCGCGCGGUCCCCGGCUGCAGGGUGGUAGCAGCCUGACGUUGCAGUCCGAUUACACCAAGUUCGCUACUCUCAAAGCAGCAGCCCUCAAGGCCACAGAGGCUGCACCCCAGGACUUCUAUCAACGUUUUCCCUCUACGGAGCCGGCCCCACGGACCCUCCCAGCCCGGACCCCGCGUAACCCGGAGGACUUGCCUGCGCUGCUCGAAGCCUGUCCCUGGGCCCCUCCAGGUUACGUACCUCCCACCGGCCCUGUCGCAUCGGUCCCCUAUGCGGCAUGGACCGCGGGCCGCCCCACGCGGCCGGUCCCCCGUGGUCACUUGGUGGCUCACGUCUCCCCUGCACCCCGGCGGCCCAGCCACGUGCCACGGCGUCAGUUCAGCGUGGAGAAGUUGCCCGAAGCCUUCAGCACGCAGCCUGCCACCUUUUACAGCAGCGCCGGCGCCGGCAGAGGGCCCCGGCACCUAAGCACCAACAGCAAAGCUGAAGUCACUGUCUGA
Arvicola amphibius (Eurasian water vole) is the source of this 1206-nucleotide messenger RNA. It is a transcript of the gene Shisa8, whose product is annotated as shisa family member 8. The record is from RefSeq and is a predicted model, not a curated record. Gene Ontology annotation, biological process: regulation of AMPA receptor activity; regulation of short-term neuronal synaptic plasticity. Gene Ontology annotation, cellular component: dendritic spine membrane; AMPA glutamate receptor complex; postsynaptic membrane. The coding region runs from base 1 to 1206 and encodes 401 amino acids. The transcript is spliced from 4 exons. NCBI's taxonomy places the organism in Eukaryota, Metazoa, Chordata, Mammalia, Rodentia, Cricetidae.